Lampris incognitus (smalleye Pacific opah) is the source of this 3015-nucleotide messenger RNA. It is a transcript of the gene lmbrd1, whose product is annotated as LMBR1 domain containing 1. The record is from RefSeq and is a predicted model, not a curated record. The transcript is spliced from 17 exons. Gene Ontology annotation, cellular component: vacuolar membrane. NCBI's taxonomy places the organism in Eukaryota, Metazoa, Chordata, Actinopteri, Lampriformes, Lampridae. Gene Ontology annotation, biological process: protein localization to vacuole. Bases 1 to 1710 code for a protein of 569 amino acids.
AUGGCGGCGCAGUCGUUGCUAACGGAGUCCGCGGUCGGCUGGUCGAUUUUCGCCUUUGUGCUGCUGGCCAUCCUUGCUUUCUGUUGGGUCUACAUUCGUAAAUUUCAAAGUCGCCAGGAGAGUGAAGUCAUUUCGACCAUCACAGCAAUAUGUGCUCUUGCAAUUGCUUUGAUAACUUCUGCACUUCUUCCAGUGGAUAUAUUCCUCGUCUCAUUCAUGAAGUAUUCCAACGGCACCUACAAGGACUGGGCUGCAAACAACGAGACAAGAGCACAAAUUGAAGACACCGUGUUGUACGGAUAUUAUACGCUUUACUCCAUCAUCCUGUUUUGUGUCUUCCUGUGGAUCCCCUUUGUGUAUUUCUACUAUGAAGAGCGGGAUGAUGACAAUGUCAACAAAUGCUUGCAAGUGAAAAAUGCUCUGAAGUACACAAUUGGAUUUGCCAUUGUCUGUGUGGUGCUCCUCUUAAUUGGAGCUUUCGUUCCGCUUCAACCCCCACCUGGUCAGAACUCCACCCAGUGGGAGAAAGUACAGUACCUGUUUGAAGAGCUGGGGAGCAGCCAUGGUCUUCCCGCUCUAUCGUUCUCCAUCAGCUCGCUGACCUUGAUUGGCAUGCUGGCAGUGAUCACUUACACGGCGUACGGCAUGUCUGUGCUGCCCCUGAAUCUGAUAAAAGGCACACGGAGCGUGGUGUAUGAGCGCCUGGAAAACACAGAGGAUAUUGAGGAUGUCGAACACCAGAUUGAAAAACUGAAAGCCAAGUGCAAGGACGGUCGUCCCCUCUCGUCAAGGGACCGACACAGCCUGCAGGAGCUGGAGGGCAAGCUGCAGGUGCUCCAGCGCCGCGGCAGGCACCUGGAGAUCGCAGAGAGGAACUGCUGCACCAAAGUGGGCAGUGCCCUCAGACCGCUAAAGAUAUUGAUGGGGAUUUUCUUCAUCCUGGUGGCGCUGUUGUUCGUUAUCGCCCUGUUCAUUUCAAAUUUGGACAAAGCCCUCCACUCUGCUGGGAUCAGCUCCGGAUUCAUCAUCUUUGGCACCAACCUGACGAAUCCACUGAACGAACUCCUGUUGGCUCUGCAGCCUGUUUUCCCCUUGGAUUACAUCCUGAUCACAGUCAUCACCAUGUACUUCGUCCUAACCUCCAUGGCUGGCAUCCGCAACAUGGGCAUCUGGUUCUUCUGGAUAAGGCUGUACAAAAUAAGACCUAAGAGAACCCGGCCCCAGGCUCUUCUCUUUCUGUGCAUGAUCCUCCUCUUGAUCGUUCUUCACACCAGCUUCAUGAUCUACAGCCUCGCCCCGCAGUACGUGAUGUAUGGCAGCCAGAAAUACCUUGUGCAGAGCCCAAAGCCCACAGCGGUGCCUGCAUCUGGGAACGCUUCCACUGGGACCACCAAGAUCUGCGAUGCCGAUGCUCCAGAAGAUGAGUGCACAGUGACCAGAACCUAUCUCUUCCUCCACAAGUUUUGGUUUUUCAGCACCAUCUACUACUUCGGUAACUGGGUAUUUAUUGGGGUUUUCCUCGUGGGUCUGGUGGUGUCCUGCUGCCGAGGGAAGAAGUCGGUGAUUGAAGGAGAGGUGGAUGCUGAUGACUCGGACAUGAGUGAUGACGAAGUGAAAUUCUGCUACCAAAGCAAUAAACCAACUGGAGUGGAGUCUGUCGGCAGGAAGGCACGCUUGUCUUUCAGGGUGGGGUCUCUAACACGACAAUAACAAGACCAAGGAAACAAAAGACCUAAACGGUUUUCAGAAGCAAUAUUCUAUUUAUUUAUUUAGUGGGGUUUUCUUCUUUUUUUGGGGGGGGGGGUGGAAACUCAUUACUUCAGUUGCAUCCUACAAUAAUGCAUUAAUUAAUUACUAAACAUCAACACAUUGAGUUGCAGCAUAUUAUUGUCAUGUAAUAAUAACAUUUUAAAGUGGGGACGCCAUCGUCCACGUGUGUGAGUGGAUUCUGGGGGAAAUCUCCCAGAAUGCACCUCAGGCGACACUGAUGCAGCUGGAGAGCCGUGCCGUGCCAUGGCGGAGGUGUGGUACCUGACGGGUGGGGUUCAGCAGAGCUCCUCAUCUCCCCCCCCUCCCUCUCCAUGGGCGUAGCCUGGAGGAGUGUUUGAGGAGGGUUAAUACUCAGUAGUGCGGCGUUGGAAGGAGCACCGGUACGAAAGAGAAGCUACCUGUUGUUUGCGGUGGACUGAGGGUUUUUGACGUGGCUUGGUUUGUCUGGCGGGUCACCACACUGGUGGAUUCACUGCUGUAUUUCUGUUCAUUUGCUCAGCCGUUAGCUGUUGUGCAACUGCGUGUUACUGUACUUGCGUACUUGCACAGUGUUUCGACUAUGAAAAGGACCAAUUGUCAUGUUUUAAGGUCUCGCUUCUUUUUGACGUGAAGCUGAAUUGGGGUUAAUAGGUUUGUCCCGUUGUGUCCUGAGUGCAGAAUGAAUUUAAAAUCAAUUAUUCACGAGAGGAAUGUCAUCCGCUUUUAACUGAGGAGGAGGUUUUCCCUCUGCGCUCAGGGUCGUUGGUCUUUGGCUUCUUAACAUUACUGACGGUGACGCUCUGCUUUUCCCAUGUUAAAUGUUUGCCGUGUUCAUUUGCUGGUUUUAUGUUUUCCUCACAUGGAUAGACUGAAUGUAAGAUUAAACAAAAUAUGUGUUGAUUUAAAGGAGACAUUAACAUUGUGUAAUGGCAAGUUAGAGCCACAUUUUUGAAUUUCAACCAUUUUUAUUUGGGAAUUGAAAACUUCUGUCUCACACAUGUUCGUUCGUUGCUGCUGUUUCUGCGAUACCAGGCCGAGACCCACAAGCUGGCCAGAUUCAGACCCAACCAGGCAAACUGUGAUCUGUUUUACUCGUCAUUGUGUUUAAACGCUUUCUUCUUAGGUUGCUUGAGUUACGGUGUCAUGUGCUAUGCAAGCCUUAGACUCUCCAUCACAUGUUGUUUGACCUGACUGGAUUAUUAAACUGCAAGGUUGUUCUAAUCUGAUAUAAUAUGAUAUAAUUUCAUGUCAUGAAAUAAAAAUGAA